AUGGCAGACAAAUGGAAGCACACAGCUCUGCUUGUAAUUGACAUGCAGCAUGAUUUCGUGGAUGUGGAUGGUCCUAUGCCAGUCAGUGGAGGCAAAGCCAUAGUCCCAAAUGUAAUCAAGGCCGUUCAAAUCGCAAGGCAGCGUGGCAUGCUCGUAGUUUGGGUUGUGCGUGAACAUGACCCACUAGGAAGAGAUGUUGAGCUUUUCCGCCGGCACUUAUAUCCUGCUGGGAAGGUUGGUCCAACCGUUAAGGGUCAGUUUGGUGCUGAACUUGUUGAUGGGCUUGUGAUUCAAGAAGGGGAUUAUAAGUUGGUCAAGACCCGGUUUAGUGCAUUCUUUGCUACACAUCUUGAUUCAUUUCUUAAGGGUGCUGGAAUUGACAGUUUGGUUGUCACUGGUGUUCAGACUCCAAACUGCAUUAGGCAGACUGUGUUUGAUGGUGUAGCUUUGGAUUACAAAUCUGUUACAGUUGUUCUUGAUGCCACAGCUGCUGCUACACCUGAAGUACACGCUGUUGAGGUUGAUCUGGAUCCUGUUGAUAAAUUUUUGUCACGGAUUGGAAAUUGA
Messenger RNA from Prunus armeniaca (apricot), 567 nucleotides. NCBI's taxonomy places the organism in Eukaryota, Viridiplantae, Streptophyta, Magnoliopsida, Rosales, Rosaceae. The record is from the annotation of a GenBank genome assembly.